Messenger RNA from Cyphellophora europaea CBS 101466, 3837 nucleotides. RefSeq lists its product as uncharacterized. Lineage: Eukaryota; Fungi; Ascomycota; Eurotiomycetes; Chaetothyriales; Cyphellophoraceae. The transcript has a single exon. The coding region runs from base 1 to 3837 and encodes 1278 amino acids. The record is from RefSeq and is a predicted model, not a curated record.
AUGGCCUCGCUAGCCUCCACCUCGCCCCUUCUACACUCGAACCAGUAUUCUUCUCGAUCCUCCAAUCGCCCUGAUACUCAACACGCGUCGCCCGCUACUCAGAAUACUCUACAGAAACGUCCUUCGCCCCCAGGUCAUAAGCAGCACCCGAGCAUUACUUCCAACCCAAGUCAAGACGCUCAACAUCAGAUACCCUUUCCAGACCUGCCCGACACCGUCGAUGAUUUCUCCACGGCAGACCAGUACGCAUAUGUUGCGCCUGCAGAUCUGAUGUCGGCCGCAUACGUUGACAAUAGCUUCGGCACCACGUUCGAGGAUUUCAUGACCCCAGAUUAUUCAACAGACAACCAUAUCAGCGAGCACACGACUCCGCAAGAGGCUAUCUGGGAGCAACAAUUCAACAGCCGACACUUUGUAUCUGACUCUUCACACCCUCAUAUCCUGGACGGGAGCUCCCAGAAUUCAGAACACGCUUCGCCCCCAAACCCAACCAAAGAGCUCCAGAGCAUCUUCUCCGCGGCCUCAACCCAUUCACCUCAAUAUAUCUCGGGCGCUCAGCUUCUGAGCCCCCGGCUCACCACUCCCAGCCCUUCGAGAGUGGCAGAACAGAGGCGCACAUCGACUGAUCGACAAACUGAUUCCAUGGACCGUACUAGCAAGAAGCGCGGAGCAGAGUCGUUGCACGUAUCAACUGACACGAACUCAUUAUGGCCUCAGCGGAGCCACGGGACUCACCAACCUGGACAGUCCCCAAAUCAGAGGCCUGUCAGUCCUGUCAUUAUUCUGUCGUCUCAUCCACAGGGUGAUUCCCCAGCUCACGCAAGUCCUCCACGUAAUCGAAGUCUGAGUCGGUCUCAUGAGAGUCCACUGCACAAUCCCGUUGAAGCUGAGAGCAACCAAAACUACUUCGCCGCGACACAGUCAAGUCUCCUUGCCCCUGGCUACCUCGAUUCCGGAAGCUUCGAUGAGUCGAACGAGCGCCUCGGUCUCGACCCAACAGAGCGAGGGGAUGCCGAAGUGCCAACCAUAAAUCAGCUUGCUGAUAAUCGACAGCGGAAGGAGCGUAAUUUGGAGGUCGAGGAAUGGCUGCACACCUGUAGCCCCGAUUUGCACCCAGGAGAAGCCGCAGUUCUGCGGCAGAUUCAAGCCGAUCGCCCCAGAGCACAUUCGACUGGCGUCAAAGUAGACUCAAUGGGCAUUCCCAUCUAUUCUGACAGGGGCAUCCCUGGUCCUGGUGUUCUUGUCGAUGAGGAUAGCGAGGAUGAGUAUUCCGAAGACGAGGAGAUCAGUGUGCUGGCCUCGUCAGACGAUGGAAUACCGUUGUCUGAAUCUCCACCGGUCGAGCAGGACGAUCUGCGAAAUCAAAAGGACGAUAUCGGCUAUUUUCCUCCUUACGAUGAAGACUCAAUUCCGCCGGAGAUGCAAGAGCCUCACCCAAGACAGUUCUACCGGCGCGGACCAUGGCAAGAUCCUCCCCAAGGUCCUAUAGUGCACGAUAAGAGCCAGCCUUUCUCUUCCAACUCGGCGAUGAUGAGAUUCAACGAGGAGGCAGCAAAGUGGGAAACUGCAUCACGAGCAGCCACCUGGGGUACUCGACGCAGACUGAGCGACAGUGAAGUCCAGUCAAUUGUUGACGGAAGUCGUGUACGUCACAUGUCGCUUGUCAAACGUGGUCGUGCUCGCGGCAGCACUAUCCUGAAAAGGGCCAAAGACAAAGCCAAUGACCUCAUCCCACGGCGAAGCAACAGCAACAUCAAGAAGGCGGCCGAAGCGCAGCUGAGCCCGGAGGCUGUGCAACUUGUCGAGAGUCCCCAACCUCGAGAGUCGCUCAGCUCGAGCAAGCCACUUCAGCGACUUUCGAGCUUUGGGAAGUCCAAAUCGCCUCCGCUCGACACUUCGAGCGCCAUCAACGCAAGUGCGUUGGCCGCCAGCGGUGGAGAAGCUGUGAGUGCAGACUCUGCCAAGGUCAAAUCCGAAGGGUUGCGUAGCCCACUGCAAAUGCUUCGGAAAGCACGCAGCAAGAGCGACGUAGGCAAGUCUAGUGCCAAAUCUUCGCCUGGUCUUCAGGAGCUUAUGACACAACACGGUGGUCCUCCGGUCCCAAACUUGGCUUCGCCUGCAGGCCCCGUGGCCGUGUUACACAGGCGCAAUACCAAUGAUGCUAUGGACGACGACGACGACGAUCUGGACGAGGAAGGCAUCAAAAUGGAUCUUAACAUUAAAGCUGAGACGAUCAUUCCCAAUUUCGAGGGCUUCAAACUGCACGCACGACAACUUAACCCACGCCUUCCGCCUUACUUGAUCGAUCGGAUUGGGCAGGAGCAAGUUCGCCGCUACAAGAAGUUGGUCGAGAACCGGGUGAAGCAUGUGAGAGCUGUACAGAACAAAAUCUGCCCUUCCAAGCACCGCUGCUUCGAGCUGGGUGGCGACGCUGAGCUGCUAGCGCCUCGACAGAGCACGAAAGAUCCUGACGCAACGUGUGCCCAGUUCUCCAUCCCGAAUACUACUGACGGCGACGCUGAAGACGGAGAAUACGAAGACGGGGUCGUGACGCCUGCUCUGUUCCCCACCGGCAUUCCUUUGCCGCCCGUCAAGCGAAUACCAGCUGAAUUUGAAUGUUUUCUGUGCUUCAAAGUCAAGAAGUUCCACAAACCAUCAGACUGGACAAAACAUGUGCAUGAGGAUGUUCAGCCUUUCUCGUGUACUUUCCCCAACUGUGGUGAGCCAAAGAGCUUCAAACGGAAGGCCGACUGGGUGCGCCACGAAAACGAACGCCAUCGCCGAUUGGAGUACUGGAGGUGUAGCGUUCAAGAAUGCAGCCACGUCUGCUACCGCAAAGACAAUUUUGUGCAGCACCUGGUACGCGAGCAUAAGAAGACGGAGCCCAAGGGCAAAAGUAGGGCUGGCAAGGCUAGAUCGGGCGCCGCCACGCAGACCGAAGACAAUGAGGUUUGGCAGUUGGUGGAAGCAUGCCGUUACGAGACCAGCACCAGACCCCGGGACGAGCCGUGCAGAUUCUGCGGAAACGUAUUGAACAGCUGGAAAAAGCUCAGCGUUCACAUGGGUAAACACAUGGAGCAGCUUGCAAUGCCAGUACUGGAACUCGUCAAUCUGAAGCAAGUGACGGCAGAUACGAUCAUCAGCCCCAUCGAGCAAAAUCAACACAGGACAUCAAAUCCGAACAUGACAGUGCCGAGACAGACGAUGAGGGGCCCAAUGCCGCAGGCCAUGUCCAUGGCAGAUUCGAACACGUACAUGGCACUGCCGAGCCACAUGACAGUGAGCCCAGCGAUAUCGCAUCACGAUCCGAGCUUGUCGCCCUACUCUCACAGUGUCCACUCUGCACAUAACUCGUCGGCAGGGCACUCCCCAGCGAUGACGCAAGUACAUGCGCAGAUGGGCCCAUUCGGCUACGGCCAGUAUUAUACAGGGCAUGAAAUGAGCACACCUGGACACGGCUCCAUGUCGCAAAGUGAGGCGUAUGUGCAAGCCGAAUCAUACGCUAACAGUGCUUAUCCCACGAGCGGCAUGUCGGUGCCGAACCAGUAUGGCGGAAUCAACAACCAAGUCAACCAGUCCUAUGACAGUGGUCAUAGCAUGCAGACACCGAUAUCGGCACAGUCGAUGCCAACAACGCUGGGACCCGUGAGCGGCGGCGGGUUCGGCCCUCAUGAUGCUGCGUACGCACAUGGCAGCAGCAUGGGCCCGUACGAGCAAUACCCGCCAACGUCUCAAGCAAAUGGAAGCUUCCAGGACGGAACGCAGCAGACGGAUCCAAAUCAGGACUAUGUCUUGUCCAAUCAAUACGGCCAGCAAAACAACAUGUACUACCAUUAA